Salmo salar (Atlantic salmon) is the source of this 5444-nucleotide messenger RNA. RefSeq names its product SH3 and PX domain-containing protein 2B. Gene Ontology annotation, biological process: superoxide anion generation. Lineage: Eukaryota; Metazoa; Chordata; Actinopteri; Salmoniformes; Salmonidae. Gene Ontology annotation, molecular function: protein binding; superoxide-generating NADPH oxidase activator activity; phosphatidylinositol binding. Gene Ontology annotation, cellular component: cytoplasm. The record is from RefSeq and is a predicted model, not a curated record.
UACACCCAUUUUAUGUGGUGGAAACCUUAACGUUGUCAAAUUAGAUUCGGUGAGCUGGGAUAGACUGGGAGUUUGGUUCAGAGAAGGUCAGACAUAGCCUACUGCCGGACAGGGCAAGAAGAGUAAAGACUGAAUGUGGGAUAGGAAAUCUGACUUGAACCAUCUACGGAAAAGUAUCCCAGUUGUUUCAUCCAGCAAUCAAGGAUCUGACGAAUGACAAAGGUUGGCUGCGUAAACUUUGGCAUUCAGGUCUGAUCGUUUCUUAAACCGGCCUGUUGUUUUUAGUGGAGGCUCUGAAAGAGAACAUCAUGGCAAGGCGGACUGUGCACGAAGUAACAGUUCAAGAUGUACAGAAGAGGAGAAAUCCGAACAAACACUAUGUUUACAUCAUCAAAGUGUCUUGGUCUGAUGGUAGCACUGAGGUCAUCUUCAGGCGCUACAGCAAGUUCUUCGAUCUGCAGAUGGAGCUUCUGGAUAAGUUCCCUGUGGAAGGAGGGCAGAAAGACCCCAAGCGGAGAAUCAUCCCUUUUCUACCAGGGAAGAUCCUGUUCAGGAGAAGCCAUAUCAGGGAUGUGGCCAUGAAGCGCCUGAGGCCUAUCAACGAGUACUGCAGGGCUCUGAUUCAGCUGCCUGUGUACAUCUCCCAGUGUGAGGAGGUCCGUGUGUUCUUCGAGACCCGACCUGAAGACCUCAACCCACCCAAAGAGGAACUCAUUGGAAAGAAGAAGUCCGGCAUUGUGGAGAGAGCGACUACUUUCCUAAAGAGAGGAGACUCCAGCGCAGGUGACCCCCUGCUCCUGGACCAGUACGUGGCUGUCACUGACUAUGAGAAGCAGGAGAGCUCUGAGAUCAGCCUGCACGUGGGACAGACGGUGGAGGUCAUCGAGAAGAAUGAGUCUGGUUGGUGGUUUGUUAGUUCUGACGAGGCCCAGGGCUGGGUCCCUGCCACCUGCCUGGAGGCCCAGGAUGACCCUGAUGACUUCUCCCUGCCCGGUGAGGAAGAGGAGACGUACACAGUGAUCUACCCGUACGCAGCGAGAGACCAAGACGAGAUCGACCUGGAGAGUGGCAUGACAGUGGAGGUCAUUCAGAAGAACCUGGAGGGCUGGUGGAAGAUCAGGUACCAGGGACAGGAGGGCUGGGCCCCGGCGUCCUACCUGAAGAAGGCCGACAUCCUGAGCCAGAAGCUGGCAGCGGGCCAUGCCAGCACCAACGAUCUGGACGGAUUCUCCAAGCAGCAGAACCAAGCCAAAGAGAGCAAAGGAGACAACAAGGACCAGAAAGACAAGGGCUUCUCCCCCUUUGCCAAGCAGCACAAACAAGGGGCGAGACAGAGACCACCACCGCGCAGGGAUCUCACCAUCCCGAGGGGGCAGAACCUGCCCAAGCCGCCCACCCCUCCUCAGGUGGAGGAGGAAUUCUACACCAUCGCAGACUUCCAGACCACCAUCCCAGAUGGCAUCAGCUUCCAGGCUGGGGUCAAAGUGGAGGUGAUAGAGAAGAACUCCAGUGGCUGGUGGUACAUUCAGAUUGAAGACAAAGAGGGCUGGGCCCCCAUUACCUUCAUUGACAAAUACAAAAAGACCAGUGUGACCCCGCGCCCUAACUUCCUUGCACCUCUGCCCAACGAGAUGGCCCAGCUGAAGCUGGAGGAUGGCACUGCCAGCGGCACGGGGCAAGAGGACAGCUGGUCCAAACCGCUGCCAGACGAGCCCACCGCGAGCAGCGAGUACGGAGCCCGGCCCAAACUCAGAGACUGGAAGUCCAGCGCCAGUAAGGGGGCAUCAGCCUUCUCCGGACCCCUGCCCCCCGCCCCAUCUGCCCCACCUGCUGAGGAGAAGCCAGCCUUGCCACCCCGCAGGGAGUCCAUCAACAAGAGCCUGGACAUUGAGAUUACUGUGGAGAAACCCAGGCCAGACCUAUCCAAACCCAUGCCUCCAAAACCCCAAGCCCCGGGUGUCAUCAUGCCCCUGCUCACCCCCAAAGCUGCCCCCUUCAAGCCUGACAAGCCACCUGAGCCCAAGAGAGAGGUCGCGAACAAGCCUCUGCAUCUGAAGAAUGAGAUGGGUCUGGAGUGUGGCCACAAGGUCUCCGCCAAAGAGGUGAAGAAGUUCAACCUGAAACCUGUGGCUAAGCAACCAUCCAAGCCCAAGUUUGAUCCACCGGAGGAGAAACCAGAGGUCGCCGGCCUUGCACUGUUCAUGAAGCCUAAACCCAUAGUCCGGCCCAAACCCGUCCCAGCUGCCAAGCCAGAGCCGCCAGCUGAGAACAAGCUGGACAUCACCAACCUGAGGAGCAAGCUGAAGCCUUCAAAGCCAGUUGAACCAGGCUCUGGAUCAGCAGAGCCAAGCCAGCAAAACGGCACUGCAGCCAACAACGCCCCUAGCAACGUUCUCCCCAAGAUGCCGCCCCCCAACCUUCCCCCUAAUAAUGCUUUACCCAAGAUGCCCCCUCCUAAUAACGUUCUCCCCAAGAUGCCGCGUCCCAGCAGCCCCCCUAUCAAUGCCCUCCCCAAGAUGCCCCUGGCCCCCAAUGCUCUCUACAAUGGCAAGGCCACUGACGAGCCCAAAUUCCCCCAUAAGCAGCAAAACGGCCACGGACAGGUGAGCUCGGACAAAUGUGCUGUUUCCCCACACAAAGAACCUCCAGGUAGACCCGCCGUCCUCCCUAGGAGACCCCCUCCACCCAAAAAGACCCCUGAGCCAUCCAGCCCCACAGAAACCAAAGCCCCCCUGAAAGAGCUCCCAGACACAAAGCCUGCUCCCCCCCAGCUCAGCAGGCCCCCUCCCCCUAAACCCAAGGCCUUCGUACUACCCCCACCCAAAGACAAGGAGAAGGUGGUCCCAAAGCCCCUGCUUAAGAGUGAGAAACCAGGCCCUCCGAGGGACAAGCUGCCUCCUCUGAUCAAGGAUCCCAGUAAAGAGGAGCUGUUCUUGGCCGUGGCGGACUUUGAGGGCGACGAUCAGACGGCCAGCUUCAAGGAGGGCACCAUGUUCCAGGUGAUGGAGAGGAACAGCAGCGGCUGGUGGUUUUGUAAAAAUCUAGGAGAAGGGCCAAUGAAAGAGGGCUGGAUCCCCUCCAAUUACCUGACCAAGAAACCCUAAGUACCAGGUUCUGUUGGUUUUUUUAAUACAUAAAGAUAUCACUAAUUGUAUUUAAUUAGCUUUUUAUUUUAUUUAUAGUUACCUUUUUUUUUAAAUAUGUGUUUGUUACAUUCCAUUUGUUUAGCAUUCGAGCGAGAAUGAACCAGCAAUGACACGUUUCUGUUGCAUUUCUUUUUAAAUAUUUGUUUUACUUUAUAUCCUCGUUUCAAAUUACCGGGCAUCAAAUCGGGGAAAAGCAAAUGUCCCUUUCAAGUUCACUUUGUGCCAUACAGUAUGUUACUCAAGCCUAUGUCCUUUUAUGAUAUGUAUCACAAGCUUUGUAAUAGAACAAAAUAUGUCCUUCCAAGCCUUCUAUAGUAUUGUGCCUCAGUAUAAUAAGUGCUUUAAGCUUAAAUAUAUGCAAUUUAGGUAGUUCGUGUCUCAGUUAGCAUAUCAAAGAUGCUUCAGUCUGAGUAGAGUCGAAACUGACAGUGCAAUGCAUAUGGAAAAUAAAUCAGACCAUACGAUAGAGGAACCAGGGUCCGUAUUCACAAAGUGUCUCGUAGGAGUGCUGAUCUAGGAUUAGUUUUGCCUUUUAGAUCAUAAUGAAUAAUAUUACAUGAACAGGGUGUACCUGAUCCUAGAUCAGAUCCUAGAUGGCCAUGUAUACUCAGAUACCUCAAAGAACAGUCCUCCUCCUACUAUGGCUGCAACGGAGGUUACAAGGGAAGUUCGAGGACAUUUUGUUUUUCAAGAACUAAAAUAGCAACACUUCAUGAGGAGUUUUUGCCAAGUGAUUCUAAGUGCUUAUAUGAAACAUUUAUACAGUUUUCAUGCGUUUGUGAAUGUGUUUCUUUUUUCUUUAGGAACUGAAUAAUAAUGUUCCGGUUGAUUUUUUACAGAUGUGCACUUUUCAGAUUAUUCAGACUGAUUCAGAUGGUUCAGGUUUCACACUGUGGCUUAACAGACAGAGAGAGAGAACGUAGUGUACAAAUGAAUGCCAUAGCCAUGUUUUAAAACCUCAAAUGAGGUCUUAACAUUGGGAAAUGUAUGCCAGAGUUAGAGUCUAGUUAAUCUCCUCUCAGGAUGGACUGAAUUGACUUCAUUGAAAUGAACUGGACCCCUUCCCUGGUGUUCACAGUACGAUGGUGAAAAACACACAAGUAAGAAUGACUGAUUCAAGUAGAGAUUACAUCAGGCUGCUUCUGGUAAAUACAAUAUUCCAUAAUUAUGCUGUAGGCCAAGGUCUACCAUUACUACAGCCCCUAAAUUAGGGAAUUCACAUGUGAUGUGUGCAAUGAUACAAUACAAAAUACUGAAUCUCCAAAACAGUGCUCAAAUAUAAAACCGUAUUAUAAAGUGUGAUCAUUGCUCAUUGUUUUACAUUAGUGCUUGACUGGUUUCAAGCACAGACUCAGAAAAAUAAUUAUUGUACUUCCAGAAUGAAGUAAUGUCAGCUGUUGUCACUUUUUGUUUAUUUUUCACCUCUUGCCCGGUCUGGUCAAUGGGAAAUAGGGUCCAGUCAGUCAUACAGUAGUGAAAUGAAGGGUUUUUUGGAUGUUGUAGUUGGUCAUGUGAAAAGGCUUAUGGGUUGGUCUCCUAGGAGAUGCACAGACAAGGCUAGGAGUGGCUGUAGCUAGCUCACAGGUUCAUUGGAGAAUCUUUGAAUAUGGUUGAUCUGCUCCUAGCUGCUAUGCUAGGUUUUUUUUUCUCUCCCCAUUUUCCCCUCUGAAUCAUCUUAUGUUAGAGUACUAUGUCCAAUGUCAUUCCAUGGCUGAUAAAUCAAAGAAAUGCAAUCAAGUGUAUUAUUUUAAAGGACUUAGUGCCUGUGUCCGGUCAUGAACAACAUUGGUAACAGUGAAAUGAUCAGUGAAGUUACUUGGGGUUUUCCGUCUUUUAGCCAGUGUGCAUAGUGCACUUGAAAAGUACUGCUAUUCAUAAUGUCAGAUUUGUAAUGGUAAUGAUCAACACAUGGAGUAAGCCCUGAUUUAGUGGAACGUCUGAGUGAAACGUGGAUUGGGUUAGAAUGACUGUUGGAUAAACUCAUGUAUUCUACAGUUUGUUUACUGAAGCAUAAAGACAAAAGGCAAGCAGGGAUGUGAACCCUGCAAUGUAAGAAAACCAUAUGGGAUAUUAGUCUUAUUGCUUUAAGUAACACUUUACCCUAAACAGGCCAAUUUAAUACAUUUCAAAAGAAGGCACUUUUUCUUUAUUCUUUGAGAUAUGCAGCAGGACAUCUUUUCCCAUCAAAUUGCAGAUAUCCCAUCUAAGUACUGUAGUGUUUUUUAUUUUCUUAUUCUUGUGUAUUUCCUUUCAUGGUCUCAUCUUUCAUAUUAAAUCAAUAAACAAUUUUCAUUUUUG